Molecule: messenger RNA, 2250 nt
Organism: Xiphophorus hellerii (green swordtail)
Lineage: Eukaryota; Metazoa; Chordata; Actinopteri; Cyprinodontiformes; Poeciliidae
Product: glucose-6-phosphatase-like
Exons: 5
Coding region: 152-1207 (351 amino acids)
Biological process (GO): glucose 6-phosphate metabolic process; gluconeogenesis
Cellular component (GO): membrane
Molecular function (GO): glucose-6-phosphatase activity
Source: RefSeq, a predicted model, not a curated record
AUCCGCUAGCCUUGAGUAAAGUCCAAUGGGGAUCGCACAGAGAACGACCAGACAGGACAUUCUGAGAGGGAGCUUUGCAGAAACUGGUCCUUGCACAUAAGACAAAGGAGCCCAGAUUGAAGCUAUCACCCGAGGUCUGAGUUGCGAUAUCAUGGAUAUCCUUCACAGCUGGGGGGUUGAGCUGACCAGUCAUCUACAGACCAGAUACAGCAGGUACGAGGGUCUGUUUAGCCUUGCCUCUGCCGUGGCCGAUCUGCACACCACGUUCUUCUGCCUGUUUCCUGUGUGGUUCUACAUGCGCAAGGACACAGGGGUCAGGCUAAUCUGGGUGGCUGUCAUUGGAGACUGGCUCAAUUUAGUGCUGAAAUGGGUUCUUUCCGGAGAGAGGCCGUACUGGUGGGUUCAUGAAACCCAGUUUUACGGAGCAGGAAAGGCCCCAUCGUUGCAGCAGUUUCCUAUCACAUGUGAAACUGGACCAGGAAGCCCUUCGGGUCAUGCUAUGGGUGUAGCUGGUGUCUGGUAUGUGAUGGUCACCGCUCUGCUUUCAAUUGCAAAAGAAAAACAAUGCCCCUCUUUAUUAUACAGCUUGCUGCAGAUCGGCUUGUGGACCUUAAUGGUUGUGGUGGUGCUGAUCGUCUGCAUGUCCAGGGUUUUCAUGGCGGCUCACUUCCCACAUCAAGUUGUUGAGGGAGUCAUCACAGGCAUAGUGGUUGCUGGUAUGGUUUCCAAGAAGAAGUGGAUUUACAGUGCCAGCAUGAGCAAAUACCUCUUCAUCACCCUUUUCUUGACUUUCUUCGCUAUUGGCUUCUACCUGCUGCUUAAAAUUGUAGGAGUGGACCUGCUUUGGACCCUAGACAAAGCCCAGAAAUGGUGCAUCAAGCCAGAGUGGAUCCACCUGGACACCACACCCUUUGCCAGCCUCCUACGCAACAUGGGUAGUCUGUUUGGUCUUGGACUGGGACUGCACUCUCCCUUCUACCAUGGGGUCAAGAAGAACGUAAAUGCUGGUUUCAAGAUGGGGUGCAUUAUGACCUCCUUGUUCUUGCUUCAUCUCCUGGAUGGGUGGACCUUUUCCUCGGACAACCACAUGACUUUCUAUAUCCUAUCUUUUGGUAAGAGUGCUUUUGCACUUUUAAUCCCAACUACCUUAAUUCCUUGGGCUCUUUGUAGGAUUUGCAAAGGAUUGGAGUUGGAUAAGAACUUGUGAAUAAGGAACUAACUGUUCCUUAUUUGAAAGAAAACUGGGGAAACUAGCACUAAUCAUUAAUCGGUGAGUUGCUUAAACUGUGCUGGAGAAAAGAAAUAGGAACCAGCUUGUUUUAUUAAAAAAUAAAAGCAAUCCAAACUUUCAUAAACAAGCAUACCUUUUGAUAAUCAGAAGUCAAUACUUUACUUGCAAAACAAAGUAGCAGUAUCAUUUCUAGUUGAAAAGAUGCCCUUAGGGGCAUGAGCCUAAUUAUCUUUGAAAUACUUUCCUUGGACCUUAAAUGACAAAACAAGAAUAGCACUUGAGGUAUACAUGCUAUACCUCAAGUGUAGAUAUAGCACUUGAGUUAUAGCAAUCUAUGCUAUCUACAGUAUGUGAUAGCAUAGAUUAAAUGCUAUCACAUUUAAUCAAUAUGAUAACAUAUUGAUUAAAUGUCCCAACCAAAAUUUGAGCAUCUGUCCCACAUUUCUGUGCCUGUCUCCUCACUCUCUCCUCAUUAGGAGGAAUUUCACAAAUUACCCUCAUAAACUGAGCUAAAAGGCUAAAAUUGACACAGGCCUAGUUUGUGUCAAUUUGCUGUUGAGGUAAUAUCUUCAACAGUGUAUUUAGCAGUCCAAAAACAACCUCGAGAUUUGCUUUACAGAUUGUGAAGAUGUUUUAAAGAGUCUUUCAAUGAAAAAUUCACACGUUAACAUGACAAACAUAGCUAAUUAUUAGCAGAUGAUAAGCUUUUAUUGUAAUAUGUUAGAUAAAAAGUCAAUAGUCUUUUUUACAGUUGAUAUACACUUUUUUGUUAAUGUUUACCAAGGAAGAUGGUCUAAUUAUUUUGCUUAACAGAAUUAAGGGACACUAAUACUUUAUGAGUUAGCCUGUCAAUUUUACUUAGCUUCCGACGAUGGCUAGAAAAAGGGUUUUGUCAACUGAGGUCACGUCUUAAUAUGUCACUUAAAAAAGAGUCAGUGGUAGUUUAUUUGUUAUUUGUUUUCAUUUUCAUUCAAGUUUUUAUUUAAGGCGAUUUUACAAGUCGCCAGAAUUAGCAAAGC